Messenger RNA from Sporothrix brasiliensis 5110, 1329 nucleotides. RefSeq lists its product as uncharacterized. Gene Ontology annotation, cellular component: mitochondrion. Lineage: Eukaryota; Fungi; Ascomycota; Sordariomycetes; Ophiostomatales; Ophiostomataceae. The transcript has 3 exons. The record is from RefSeq and is a predicted model, not a curated record. Bases 1 to 1329 code for a protein of 442 amino acids. Gene Ontology annotation, molecular function: acyl-CoA dehydrogenase activity; flavin adenine dinucleotide binding.
AUGUCGUCCUUCGUACGAGCUCUGCGCCCGGCCCUCCGGAUGGGCCAGGUCUCUGCCAUCUCCAGAAUCGCCACAGCUGCCCCACGGAGAACACUCCCCAGCCGGAUAGUGGCCGCUCAAGCCACCCGCUCGUUCUCGUACACCCCCGCCCGCCACGAUGACGACGUCCCCCACCUGCCCAUCAUGUCCCUCAACGAGAUCGAGUCGUCCAUGCAGGAGGCCGUGCAAAAGUUCGCCAACGAGAUUGUCCUGCCCAAAGCCCGCGAGAUGGACGAGGCCGAGGCCAUGGAGCCCGAGAUCAUUGAGCGCCUGUUCGAGCAGGGGCUGAUGGGCAUCGAGAUCCCAGAGGAGUUUGGCGGCUCCGGCAUGAACUUCACGUCUGCCAUCAUUGCCAUUGAGGAGCUGGCGCGUGCCGACCCCAGCGUCAGUGUUCUCGUCGACGUCCACAACACUCUCGUCAACACCCUCUUUACGCGCUACGGCAGCCCCGCCAUGCAGAAGCGUGUUCUGCCCAAGCUUGCCUCCGAGUCCGUCGGCUCCUUCUGUCUGUCCGAGCCUGUGUCGGGCUCGGACGCCUUCGCCCUGGCCACGCGCGCCACCGAGACCGAGUCCGGCUUCCGCAUCUCGGGCUCCAAGAUGUGGAUCACCAACAGCAUGGAAGCCGACAUCUUCAUCGUGUUUGCCAACCUCGACCCCUCCAAGGGCUACCGCGGCAUCACUGCCUUCCUCGUGGAGAAGGGCACCCCCGGUUUCUCCAUUGCCAAGAAGGAGAAGAAGCUGGGCAUCCGCGCCAGCAGCACCUGCGUCAUCAACUUUGACGACGUCGACAUCCCCAAGGACAACCUGAUUGGCGAGAAGGGCCAGGGCUACAAGUACGCCAUCGGCCUGCUGAACGAGGGCCGCAUCGGCAUUGCCGCGCAGAUGACCGGUCUGGCCCUCGGCGCCUGGGAGAACGCCGCCCGCUACUGCUGGAACGACCGCAAGCAGUUCGGUCAGCUGAUUGGCGAGUUCCAGGGCAUGCAGCACCAGAUGGCCCAGUCCUACGUUGAGAUUGCCGCCGCUCGUGCGCUCGUCUACAACGCCGCUCGCAAGAAGGAGGCCGGCGAGGACUUUGUCAAGGACGCCGCCAUGGCCAAGCUGUACGCGUCGCAGGUUGCCGGCCGCGUCAGCAGCCUGGCUGUUGAGUGGAUGGGUGGCAUGGGCUUCGUGCGCGAGGGUCUCGCCGAGAAGUUCUUCCGUGACAGCAAGAUCGGUGCCAUCUACGAGGGUACCAGCAACAUCCAGCUGAACACGAUUGCCAAGCUUCUACAGAAGGAGUACACCGCAUAG